UGCAGGUUAGCGGGUGCUUUCCUUAAAAAAAAGAAAAAGAAAGACGAAGAAGAAGAAGAAGAAGAGGGAGGAAGUAUUUGAUUGUUUGUAUUGAGCUAGCUAGCUAGCUCAUUUGCGACGAUCAGAUUAUCUGACUUUUUUGGCCUUGUAAAUAUCAGCAGGAUCCACCAAAUUCACGAUGAACCUGGAACGACUGCCCAACGAGGAGAAACUGAGCCUAUGCCGAAAAUAUUAUUUAGGUGGCUUUGCGUUUCUACCGUUCCUGUGGCUGGUCAAUGUUGUUUGGUUUUUCAAGGAGGCCUUUGUAAAGCCAGUGUACAGCGAACAGCUCCAAAUAAAAACGUACGUAAAGCGGUCAGCGCUGGGGUUGCUGCUGUGGGUAACAGUACUCACUACCUGGAUAACCAUAUUCCAGCACUACAGAGCAGAGUGGGGGGAGGUGGGAGAUUACCUCUCAUUUACCAUUCCACUGGGCAUUCCUUGAAAAAUUUGUCUUUUUUAAUGACAGAACUAAUGAUCCACUAUAAUGGACCAAAGAAUGUUCCUUCUUUAACUACAGUGAACAAUUCUGGUGGUUUGUCUGGUCUCUAGAGCUAAAUUCAAUGGCUGAAUCAUAUUAACAGUAAUCCCUUGUGUCUUCAAAAGAGAAAUGCUGUAGGAUUUGAAAAUUAAUGUUUUUUUAUGCUUGCCAAGGCAUUUGAGAAAGUUCUUUGAGUUCUUUUUUUAGAGUAGGCUAAUUUUGUAUAGCAGACAAUGUUAACUGUCAUGACAGUAUCUAAUAAUGACAUUCAGGACUUUGAUGAUUAAUAGAUUCAACAUGCUUUUUCUUUUUUUCUUGACUUAUUGUGGAGUUUAAUGUUUGUGUGUGAUUGUACACCCAAAACAAUUUUUACAUGUGUAUGAAUGACGAAUAAAAAAAAAAAGUCCAUACUGCCUCCAAGUUACUGUUUUUACUCCAUUCGCUGUUUUUCACAUGGCAAGUCGAUGAGCUAUUUUCUCCAUAUAUACUCCUAAUAUUUUGCAUUGUUACUGAAGGCUCCUAAAGUCUGGGCAAUCACUGGCGCCUGUUGUGAAACCCAAUAGCUUAAUCCCUCCAAAUGUCCCCACUUCCCUAUCAUCCUAUAUGAGUCAUAACAUAAUCAGUGCCAUUUUUAGUCACUCCCGUCAAAGCCUAAGUGACAGGUUCUA
Messenger RNA from Sander lucioperca (pikeperch), 1188 nucleotides. It is a transcript of the gene psenen, whose product is annotated as presenilin enhancer, gamma-secretase subunit. Gene Ontology annotation, biological process: Notch receptor processing. The record is from RefSeq and is a predicted model, not a curated record. Gene Ontology annotation, cellular component: gamma-secretase complex. NCBI's taxonomy places the organism in Eukaryota, Metazoa, Chordata, Actinopteri, Perciformes, Percidae. The coding region runs from base 179 to 484 and encodes 101 amino acids. The transcript is spliced from 4 exons.